GUAUAAGGUAGAAGUUAACCUCCUGUUUUAACCAUUGAUCGUGUCACCGGAAGUACUAUAUUCAUCGCUCCAAAACCACGUUGCUUAUAAACUGACAGUUUUACAAAUGUUAAGCGAUGCCGUUGUUUCCCAUCCGUGCCUUGGUUCUACCAUGGUGACGUACGCAUUACGACUGAAGCCAGGGGAGGAGAUCGUCUCCACCCUGCACCGCUUUGUGGAGGACAACAACCUUGGGGCCGUGAGCAUUCUGACAUGCGUGGGAAGCGUGUCUCGCGUGACCUUGAGAAUGGCGGACAGCACAACAAUAAAGACGUACAAAGAAAACUGCGAGAUUGUCUCCCUUGUUGGCACUGUGUCAGCAGGUGGCCACAUGCACGCGUGUUUCAGUGACGCACGUGGUGACGUGUUCGGUGGUCACGUGAUAGGCGACAUGUACGUGUACACGACGGCGGAGAUCCUGCUGGGUGAAUGCACAGGUUUAAGCUUCACGCGGGAGCACUGCCACCUUUCCGGAUAUGACGAACUUGUAGUGAAAAAGAAAUAACGCUUUUUAACCAGGUUUUCCGAAGGAAAAAACUGGUUAUUAGAUAGGCGAAUGUCGGUGGGCGGACGGGCUGGCUGGCGGGCUGAACAAGCUUGUCCGGGCCAAAUUACGUCGAUAUCUCCAAGGUCAAGGUCACAAUUUGAGUUUGAAGGUCAAAAAUUGCCAUAAAUGAGCUUGUCCGGACCAUAACUUUGUCGUUCAUUGUGAAAUUUUAAAAUCAUUUGGCACAUUUGUUCACCAUCAUUAGACGGUGUGUCGCGCGAAAGAAUCACGUCAAUAUCUCCAAGGUCAAGGUCGCCACACUAAAAAUAGAUUGAUUUUGAAACAACUAUGUAACUAUUAACAAUCAGUAACAAUGCACAUUUUGAUUUUGAGUAUCUCUCUUUAUCAGACUUUUUAUGCUCCCGGUAGGGUGGCAUAUAACAGUUGAACUGUCCGUCAGUAUGUCAGUAUGUGUGUAUGUCAGUCUGUUCGUCCGUCCGAAAAAAACACUUUAACGUUGGCCAUAACUUUUGCAUUAUUGAAGAUAGAAACUUGAUAUUUGGCAUGCAUGUGUAUCUCAUAAAGCUGCACAUUUUGAGUGGUGGAAGUUCAAGGUCAAGGUCAUCCUUCAAGGUCAAAGGUCAAAAAAAAAUUUCAAACGGCAUUCUCAUAAAGCUGCACAUUUUGAGUGGUGGAAGGUCAAGGUCAUCCUUCAAGGUCAAAGGUCAAAACAAAAAUUCAAAGCGGCGUUCUCAUGAAGCUGCACAUUUUGAGUGGUGGAAGUUCAAGGUCAAGGUCAUCCUUCAAGGUCAAAGGUCUUUUUUUUCCAAAGCGGCGCAAUAGGGGGCAUUGUGGUUCUGACGAACACAUCUCUUGUUUUUUCUAAGUGAAAUCAAGGUCAAUUUUACACAAGGGGGUUAAUAUACACAUUUUGAAUUGUCUCCAUUUAUCAGACUUUUUUUCAACUGAAAACCUGGUUUUGUGACAAUUUUGUCCCUUGUUAAUUUCUAAGUUAGUUUCUCUGAACUAAAUUUUGAGCUGUAAAUUCGGUAUUCAUUCGUCAUUCAUCAGUCAUUAGAAGUAUGCUUUCGAUUUUCAAGAUGCAUCAAGUGUCAACAGAACGGAUAUCAAGUCAGCCAUCACGAUUCCAUUCACCGCACCCCUUAUCUCAUGGGUAAUAUUUCAAACGCUGUUUUAAACAAUAUUCUCAAAUGAAAUACGAAAAUCAGCGUUGUCUAUCAAAUAAGUGCUUAAAUAAAAUACGGAAAAGAAUUAGUUUUUAGCUCACCUGAGCACAAUGUGCUCAUGGUUAGUUUUUGUGAUCACCUUUUGUCAGUCGUGCGUGUUGCGGUGUCAACAUUUGCCUUGUUAACACACUAGAGGCCACAUUUAUUGUAUGAUCUUCAUGAAAUUGGGUCAGAAGAUUUGUCCCAAUGGUAUCUUGGAAGAAUUCGAAAAUGGUUCCGGUUUGUUGAAAAAGAUUGCCACCACGUGAACAGGCAUUUUUCUUUAAAUGGCUAUAUAUAUUACGAAAAUGACUCUGGUCUUUUGGAAAACGUGUCCUCCAGGAGACGGGGAAUCUAUUAUUAUAUGGCUACAAUAAAACCUUGUUAAAACUCUUAAAAAUACAUUUAUUCUUCACUCUGCGUGAAAGUUGGUCAGAACAUUUGUUCUAAUGACAUCUUGGGCUGCACAGAACAGGUCAGUUCCUUUGUAUCUCAGCUGAGCGACUUUUGGCCUUUCAUGCCCUUUUGUUUAAAUGUGUCCUACAAUUAAAAACGAAAAAUCAA
Dreissena polymorpha is the source of this 2316-nucleotide messenger RNA. Its product is annotated as bifunctional protein GlmU-like. The record is from RefSeq and is a predicted model, not a curated record. The coding region runs from base 107 to 544 and encodes 145 amino acids. The transcript has 3 exons. NCBI's taxonomy places the organism in Eukaryota, Metazoa, Mollusca, Bivalvia, Myida, Dreissenidae.